AAACGGUUUGUUUUUCCUCUCACGUAUUUGCUAUGGCUGCUGGUUUGCUUGCUGUGUGAAAAAGUAGAAAUUUUUCAUUAAAAUGGAUGUUUUCGGGAAUGAAAACUAUCGAAGGUGCUAGAUAAAAGUGCGAGUGUUUGGCUACAUUUAGUGUUUGCUGUACAGUGGUAUUGAUAAUUGAGUUAGGACCGUUUUUCACUUCAGCUGGGCUGAUCGCCAUUAGCAGACAGUAAGCGAGCCAUAGCAGAGGGGGCAGAGCGCCAACUCACUAGUUACAGACGGAAUCUGUUUUGUAUUAGGUUUGGCCGAACGGUUACUACGAGUCGGGGUUUAGUGGUGUAUGCUAUCUUUCAUCCAGUACACAUUAAGCGCCAUGAGCAAUCUAAGCAAUAGUCACAACAGUAACACUGGAAGCAGCCAGAAUUCAGCUGCUGAAGGCACAAUGGAAAGGGGAAGCUGUAUCUUAGUUCGAUAUGCCAGUCAAAAUUCUCUGGACGAAAGUUCCCAGAAGCAGCUACCGAGAUCGAAUGGAAAAGACAAAGCAACUGGAGCUUAUCGUAACAAUGUACACACUCAAAGAUCGUUUGAUGCCAUGAAUAAUAUGCGAGAGCAAAAUCUACUUUGUGAUGUGAUACUGGUUGCAGAUGGCAUCGAGAUUCCAGCGCAUAAAAUGGUGUUAGCCUCGUGCAGCCCGUAUUUUUACGCCAUGUUUACUGGUUUCGAAGAAAGCCGCCAGGACCGAAUCACGCUGCAGGGUGUUGAUCACCGUGCGCUGCAACUGCUGAUUGAAUAUGUUUACACAUCUGUGGUGGAAGUUACCGAAGAUAACGUUCAGGUUCUGCUGACGGCAGCCAAUUUGCUGCAGUUGACCGACGUACGUGAUGCUUGCUGUGAUUAUUUACAAACCCAGCUUGAUCCUAGCAAUUGCUUAGGCAUAAGAGACUUUGCCGAUAUACAUGGCUGCAUUGAUUUGCUCAACUACGCUGAGACAUACAUCGAACAACACUUUUCGGAAGUUGUUCAGUUUGAGGAAUUUCUGAAUCUCACGAGCGAGCAAGUAGCUAAUUUGAUUAAAAGCGAUCGUCUGUCGGUUCCGUCCGAGGAGAAGGUUUACGAAUGUGUAAUAACCUGGAUUCAGUAUGACAUCGCCAGUCGUCAAUCGUGUCUGGCGGAUCUGAUGGAGCACGUACGGUUACCGUUACUUUCCCAGGAAUAUCUGGUCCAGCGAGUGGAAAAAGAACACUUACUGAAGGGUGAUAUUCAGUGCAAAGACUUCAUAAUCGAAGCACUCAAGUACCAUUUGUUGAAGGGUGAACAGAAAACAUCAUUUAAAACACCUAGAACCGUUCCCCGGCAACCAGUAGGACUGCCAAAGGUUCUACUGGUCAUUGGUGGACAAGCACCGAAAGCAAUCCGUUCGGUUGAAUGUUACGAUCUGCGAGAGGAACGUUGGUAUCAAGUAGCCGAAAUGCCCACUAGAAGAUGCCGAGCCGGACUGGCUGUCCUCGGGGACAAAGUGUACGCCAUAGGAGGCUUCAAUGGGUCCCUGAGAGUUCGUACGGUUGACGUUUAUGAUCCAGGCCAAGACCAGUGGAGUACCUGUAACAGUAUGGAAGCCAGACGAUCCACAUUAGGAGUAGCAGUUUUGAACAAUUGCAUUUUCGCUGUUGGAGGGUUCGAUGGAUCGUCUGGAUUAAGUUCUGCCGAAAUGUUCGACCCGAGAACGCAGGAGUGGCGUUUGAUAGCAUCGAUGUCGACCAGACGCAGCUCAGUUGGAGUUGGAGUUGUUUAUGGGUUGCUGUAUGCCGUUGGUGGUUAUGAUGGAGCUUCACGGCAGUGUUUGGCUUCGGUUGAACGUUAUAAUCCUACUCUGGAUACAUGGACUCAAAUUGCCGAGAUGUCUGAUCGUCGAAGCGGAGCAGGAGUGGGUGUAUUGGACAAUAUUUUGUACGCUGUUGGUGGUCACGAUGGGCCACUGGUACGGAAGUCGGUAGAAGCCUAUAACGCAGAUACUAAUACCUGGCACAAAGUGGCCGAUAUGGCUUUCUGUCGACGAAAUGCCGGGGUAGUUGCCCAUAAGGGCAUGUUGUUUGUGGUGGGUGGUGAUGACGGCAGUUCGAACUUAGCUUCCGUGGAGGUUUAUACACCCGAAACAAACACCUGGAGAGUGCUGUCGUCAUCGAUGAGCAUCGGCCGCAGUUAUGCCGGUGUAGCAAUGAUAGAUAAGCCUAUGUGAAGCGAACAGCAGGGCGCUACCGCCGCCAUGGCAGCAAGCAGCUCUAGGUAUGCGAAUUGUUCGAACAAUGGUAAUGCAGCGAAUAAUCAAAACAACGAUGAUGAAAACAGUCAAGCUGAAGGGCUGAACUCGGAAUCUGGUGCUGUAGGUUAUAAUCAGGUCGCAAACAAUAACAAUAAUAAUAACAACAACAACAACAAUAAUAAUAACGUACACUACGAAAAUAUUUACGAGUCAAUUGAACAAUACGCUGCUGCCGCGAAUGCUGGUGUGGCUGCGGUCGCCCCUGCUGUUGCUCAAAAUAAUCCUGGAAUCAUUCCACCGCCAUCCCACGGUGUCUUUUUGAAUCAACAACCCCAACCAGUUCAACCGGGGCCUUCGGCGGCUCCGAUUCUUCUGGGACAACGAAAUAACAUGCAGCCUCUGGGUGCUGCUGGUGUAUGUCCACCUCCCCCACCAUCCAGUAUGCUACAAAUGCAGCAACAGUACCACCCAUUGGCCUAUCGCAAUGAGUUGUACGAUCGAACUGCCGGGUACGAUGUCCCGCGUGGAUGUCCCCGGAGCAACUAUUACCAAAGCCAACAGCCUAUGGGAACUGUCCCACGCUAUCAAAAUUUACAUUUGGAUUUAAAUCGCCCUCGAUGCCCUCCUCCGAACGCCAUACGAACCCCGCGACAGAGAAGUUUCGAUGAUACCGAGUCUUACCAAUACUAUCGAUACCAAAAUAAUUUCACCAAGUAUGAUAACGUGUACGAACGUGUCCGAGAAGAACCUGCUUAUCAGAACACGGGAACUUUUGGCACAACGAACGGAGCAGGAUCUGCCAAUCGGGGAAUCUUUGGAAGGUUAGAUGUCAUAGGCCAUGGAGUAGGUCGUAUCGAACGUCAUCUGAGUUCAUCGUGUGGAAAUAUCGAUCACUACAGUUUAGGAGGAAACUAUGCUGUUCUGGGUCACAGUCACUUGAAUCCUUUGGGAAACAUAAGAAUGAAUCCUUCGUUGAAUAAUCAACCGAAUGUUUGCAAGGAUUCAUCGUCGGUCAACGUGAAGAGUUUUUUCAGUUGUUUAGGUGGGGAAAAUUCUCAGUCGAUGAAUAAUGUUAGCAAGAAUGGCCCUGUAGCUCAGUCAAAUACUUCUAAUUCCACUGUGAACGGCGAAGCUGGGACCAGUGGAUUACCACUGCAAGUUUCGAACGGUACUUCAUCGGCGGCAGCAAAAGUGACAGGAACAAUACCAAAAAUUAAAAUUAAAUCUAAGAAAGAGACGGGCGAACAAAGCGAAACUGAUCCACAGAAUGGUCGUGUAUCCAAACCAUCUCUUCAAUGGCUACUGGUGAACAAGUGGCUGCCACUGUGGGUCGGACAGACUCCUCCGGACUAUAAGUUCAUUGAUUUCAAUUUCAUGUUUUCCCGAAAUUGCGACGGUUGCGGUAGCACUACAAACCACCAGGAACUCAUGAGAUUGGAUGGGCAAGCAGAAAUGCGUACCCACGAGUACGGAGAUUACAUUCCGCCUGCUAGAGAAUAUCCCACGAUGAACGGAAGUUACCCACGAGUUCUACGGAAUACCCCUCAGCUUUCGCGUCUGCGUGAGCACGAGUAUGAGAAUGUUCCCGUAGACUCUCCGUCCGGUCGUCUGGAUUACGCUGCUGCCCGCGCGGCUUUAAGCCAUGUGAAUCGAACAAGAUCGGACAGCCCGGCGGGACCGGCAGCAGGAGUAAGACGCGAGGAGCGUGCGAGCUCCAAUGACCCAUUCCGAAAUUGGGCUUUUAAUUUCGAAGAUAACAGCUUUCGGCCGGCUUUGGUUGCUGGACAAAAUGAGACUGUCAGUCCAAGACCGAGAGAAGUUCGCCGUAUAACCGAUGGAACUUUCCGUACUACUGAUUUCAAUUGCUUGGUUCCAAGUCGGGAGCCUUCCAAAGAUUUACCGUCCACCAACGGCGGCACAACUCCGGUAAUCGUGGUUAAUGAUUUGGUUACUCCUUCCACAUCUGGCUCUCCACCAAAGAUCAAGAUAGCUGCAGAAUCGCCGGCUGUAGCCGGGAAAGAAGAAACUCCAUGUUCGAGUUCAUCCGAUUCCGAUAACUUCAUAAUGGACUCCGUAUCCACCUGUGUUAGCGGUGUACCUAAAGAUUGCAAUGAUGGUAGUCAUGGUGCGAAAGCCGCCAUUGAUUCCGGAACCAGCAAAGAUACCACGAAGGACCGAGAGGUCGCUUCUUCUACGGAAACUUCUGAAUCGUUUAACUAUGAAGAAAAUGCGGCCGAUUCAUCCAUCACGGAUGACGACAAUGACAAUGAGGAGAACGUCGAAACUAUCUAAAUCUCGUGCUUUUUUUCAGAGGCUUAACAUUAUCUGAAUAUUUUACCUUCAAGCUCCGAUUGAUUAGUUCGAACUGGAAGCAAUCCUUAGUCAACUUGACCCUGCUUGCUCAAUAUUUAUAUUUAUUCUAUUUAUUAUUCUAUUUACACCAAUCAUCUUUCUUUUACGAAGCACUUUUACGUAAAAGACUAUUUUUUCCGGGAGAAAAUAGCAUUUAUUGGCACUGUUAUUACGCAUCAAGUAGAAGCAUUUAGCGGUUAGUUUUCGCAAAGACUUACUAUUGAAAAAUUACACUGUAAAGACAUGUUACGUACAUCCAAUUAGAUUAAGAAAUUUUCCGAAUGAACAAAUCAAAUGUCGAACAAGACUAACGUAAUUAAUUGUUGUUUGUCGGUUUAGAAGCAAAAGAAAACAAUAAAAAAAAACACAAAUCGUAUGCACUCCAAGUGUUAGGCUAAACAAAACGAUUAUUUCUAAGUUGCAGCCAUUUUUUUCACGUUCCACAUUCUGUACACGUACAAAAAUCAUUAGUUACCGUUAGGUAAUCAGUACACAAAUCUAAGGCACUGUGGUCUCAUUAGUACGAAUAUUACAUGAAGAAUGUCAAUUUUUCGUUCAUGAACAAACGGACAGAAUCUACGAAGCAUAAGUUCAGUACAAACCCCUGUAAUGGUGAGACCUAUCGAAACAACUUUUAUCUCAAUAUUAAGCACCGACAAGGCCAGCAGCAAGUACUUUUAGUCCAGAGUAGAGUGAUAGUAAUAACGGAAAAGGCGCCGAUAGUUAACCCUCUAUCAGUCAUAGUAAGAGUAAAUUUAGGUAUCAGCAACAUAAAAAUGAUUAUCCACUAUUUGCAGAGUAAAAUACCAAUACUCACACCAAUCUAACACUUGCUGUAGUUCUGGUACUUUCUGAAAACUUUGAAUUCCUUAAGUCCUGCCAUUACGGACAAUGAUAAUUGUAUUAUGCAUUGAAAUGAAACGAUAAAUAAAUAGAUUCAACAGU
Malaya genurostris is the source of this 5557-nucleotide messenger RNA. It is a transcript of the gene kel, whose product is annotated as ring canal kelch homolog. Gene Ontology annotation, molecular function: protein binding. The record is from RefSeq and is a predicted model, not a curated record. NCBI's taxonomy places the organism in Eukaryota, Metazoa, Arthropoda, Insecta, Diptera, Culicidae. The transcript is spliced from 5 exons.